This is a messenger RNA of Hyalella azteca, 615 nucleotides long. It is a transcript of the gene eEF1beta, whose product is annotated as elongation factor 1-beta'-like. Gene Ontology annotation, cellular component: cytosol; eukaryotic translation elongation factor 1 complex. Gene Ontology annotation, molecular function: translation elongation factor activity; guanyl-nucleotide exchange factor activity. Gene Ontology annotation, biological process: translational elongation. NCBI's taxonomy places the organism in Eukaryota, Metazoa, Arthropoda, Malacostraca, Amphipoda, Hyalellidae. The annotation marks the transcript as partial. The transcript is spliced from 4 exons. The record is from RefSeq and is a predicted model, not a curated record.
UGUGUGUCUAGCUCUGGUAACUCUGUGGCCAGGUUCUCAGCCAGCCAAAGUGACGUUGCCGUGUUUGAAGCCCUGGGCUCAGCCCCAGCAGCAAGUUUCCACCACGCCCUGCGCUGGUACAACCAAAUUGCCUCCUACGGGAGUGACAAAACUGCCCUGCCGGGGGUAAAGCCUACACUGGAGGCUGCACCUGCUAAUGAUGAUGAUGAUGAUGUGGAUCUCUUUGGCUCCGAUGAUGAGGAGGACACAGAGACUGCUCGGGUCAGAGAAGAGAGGCUGGCGGCCUACGCUGAGAAGAAGAGCAAGAAGCCUGGCCCCAUCGCCAAGUCCCAAAUCCUGCUGGACGUGAAGCCCUGGGACGAUGAGACCGACAUGAAGGAACUCGAGAAAUGCGUCCGCAGCAUCCAGCUGGACGGGCCGGUGUGGGGCGCAAGUGAGCUCAAGCCCCUGGCGUACGGCAUCAACAAGCUGUCCAUCCUGAGCACAGUUGUUGACGACAAGAUCUCCGUUGACGACCUCACCGAGAAAAUACAAGAAUUUCAGGAUUAUGUCCAGAGUGUUGAUAUUGCCGCCUUUAAUAAGGUCUAGGGNGGGUCUGAUGAGGUCUAGGGUCUG